This is a messenger RNA of Marchantia polymorpha subsp. ruderalis, 2403 nucleotides long. The record is from the annotation of a GenBank genome assembly. NCBI's taxonomy places the organism in Eukaryota, Viridiplantae, Streptophyta, Marchantiopsida, Marchantiales, Marchantiaceae.
AGCGCCCUUUGGUAAGCUCGGGAAUGUUUGGAAGAAAUCGGAAUGGAACUGGAAAUGCUGGAAUAAUAAUCAACUGUAGGAUGACCUUACGGUUGUGCCCUCUGACCGGAACUGCAGAACGAUAGUGCUGUAUUGCUCGUUCUGCGUUCGGUCGUAACGUUCGAAAUGAGAAAUUGAGUCGAUCGUACGUGCGACGGGAAGGGUUGUUGAUGUGGUCUGUCCAGAUCCGCCAGGAAAUUCCGAAAACUGAUGCCUUUCGUCAGUUUUACUUCUGAACCGAGUGUUGAGUGAAUUGUCGAGGAUGGCCACUACAUCGAGGCAGCUGCAGCGGGGGUUUGUCAAGGCCUGUACGGCUUUGGGACCUGCUUGUUUGAGCACGUUAGUUGCUCGAGUUGACGAAAUUGUUUCUCGGGAAUCAGUUGUUCGCAGGAUCAGUAGCACAGGUUUAUCUGAAGCCAGCAGUACGGCUCCUGCUCUGGAUUCAGUCUUGGAAAGCCGACAGGCAUGUAAGAUUGAGAAAAGGAGGACUAAUUAUUCGGAAUGCAAUUCUUCUCGGACUAUCAAAUUUGAGGAAUCGAGAGACGAGGAGAUUCGAGAGGCAGCUCCUUCUUUUCAACAUGAGAUUUUGAAAGCAAAUGGUUUUUUUGGUGUGACGUCUCAAGGUCUGUCAUCGCCUCGAGGAUUGAGAUUUAUGUCAGCUGACGCUUCAGAACAUGAAGCAAUCGUACCAGAGGACGAAAAUUCGGCUUUGAAAUUCCUCGAUAAGGCGGAUCAGCCCGUAGCGUCCGAAGAGCCAGAGCAGGACUCGUUGUACACAUCGGCUGAAGGCCCUACGCAAUUUUCCGCUGCCGAUGUUAAUCGCUUCUUCACAUUGAGUUCAGAGGAUGUGGACAUUUAUUUUGGUGAGGGUUUACCCCCUGGAUUGUUAAAAGAGUUCGAAGAGACCAGAGAGAGAUCGUUUCUGAUACGGGGCAGAGUCCUGGAGCUGUUUGACCGGUUCAAGCGGUGUCAUGCUGACACAGUUCAUGCGAAGGAUGAAGGAGGACGGGUGCGUUCUGCGGCGUCGAAGCAUAAACCCCAGUGUCUCUUGGACGGUUUCAUCAAGUCUGGGAAAAGCGCUGCCCUUGCGAUGCUUGUGCAUUGGGCACGAGCACAGGGUUGGUUGGUAUUCUACGUUCCGAGCGGACGAGAUUGGACGAGUGGGGGAAUGUACUACAAGAACGAGCAAACUGGUCUUUAUGAUACUCCAGUUCAAGCAAGAGUCGCGCUCGAAGGGUUCCUAAAAAGUCAUCGAAGUCUUCUGGACACUAUACCUUGUCGCGUACUGAAACCUUUACAAUUGGGAGAAGGAGCAGGUGUCGGGAAGCUGCGGGGUGCACAAGAGUUAACUCUUCCAGAAGGAGCUUCCUUGAGAGCUUUAGUGGAGAAAGGCAUAGCUGUAUCUCAAGCAUCUGUUAGCGUAGUUUUGAGGAUCAGAGAGGAGCUUUCCUUGGUUCAAGAAGCACCGGUCUUACUGUGCAUCGACGAGUUCAACAGCUGGUUCACUUUUAGUCACUUUCAUGAAGCUACUGGAACAAGAUCGCGCCGACCGAUCCAUGCCCGAGAAGUGUCAAUGGUCAACGCGUUUAGGACUAUGGAGGGCCCCAUUAUGAUGGCCACUGCGUUUUCCCAGUCUCUAGCCGUCGGCAAGCUCCCUGUACAGCUGCCAGGAGUACCCAAGAAUGUCCGCUUCCCGAUCCCAAGAUACAGCCUCGAAGAGGCCACGGCAGCAAUGACCUACUAUCACAGUAGGAAGAUCACGUCGAAAGAGCCCUCUUCAGAAGAUGUUAGAAAAUUGUUCUAUCUCACAAAUGGCAACGGCGAGGAGAUAAGAACUUUGGCCCGGCUUUUAGGAUAAAAGUCAUGACCCCUGGUGGGAAAUCGAUAAUUCCAGCGAGUGCACAAGAUCCGCACCACCUACGGUUGUUCAACGGGGCGUGCACACACCACACAAAGCUAUCUGACUCAACAGAGUUCUAUGGGAACCAUCAUCAUCAUCAUCGUCCAUCCGACGACGACGCCUAGCAUGCACUUCCACGUUCUUUUAUCUGUCUACCUGCCAGAACCUGGGGUGGUGCAUUACGGGUUGUGGUGAUACCCACGAUGGUUUCCACUCGAGCCAAUGUAGGACGUGGUUUAUUGCUCAAGUCAGGCAAAGCAGUUUAAAUAUUGUGCUCACAUGAAAGGAAGCACAGCAUCCUUAAAGAUAUUCACGAGGUUGUUCCCUUUCAUAGUCCUACGGUCUUCUAGGUGUUCGUUGUUUACCUCCUGUGGUCCCUCCCUCUGGCAGCCACCUCGGAGACGAUGCUCUUGAAUUCGACGUGAAAAGAAGUCUGUUGGCCCCGUGCACAACCUCCUCUCAUA